UUGCUCGGUCUCUCGUCCGCACAAGCAGCAGACGAUCACCGGAGCUGGAAAGAUGGCGGCUGGUUCAGGGGCUGCAAGUGGCCACGGAGCCCGCAGCUCCAAUGCGGCUCUUGAAGCGUCUUUGGACCGGAGGUUUCAAGGAGUAUCCAACACUAUGGAGUCAAUACAGGGACUAUCAACCUGGUGCAUUGAAAACAAAAAGCACCACGGCCUCAUUGUUCGCCACUGGAUGAAGUGGCUCAAGAAAUCUGACAACAAUCACCGUUUGAAUCUCUUCUACCUUGCAAAUGAUGUGAUCCAGAACUGCAAAAGAAAGAAUGCCGUUGUGUUUCGUUCGGCCUUCGCAGAAGCCCUUCCCAACGCCGCUCAGCUCAUUAAGGAUGUGAAGGUCCGUAAGUCAGUGGAAAGGAUCUUUGUGAUUUGGGAGGAGAGGAGCGUGUACCCUGAGGAGGUCAUUGCUCAGUUCAGAACAUGCUUGAACAAAAAGGAUAAAGAGCGAGAGAGGCAGAAGGAAAAGGAAAGGGAGAGGGAGAGAGAGAAAGAAAAAGAGAAAAUAAAGGAGAAGGAAAAAGAAAAGGAGACUCCUCCUGCGACGGCCCUGGUCAACAAAGCUGCCCUCAAGUCCAAGAUUGUAGAAGAGUUCACACCCAACGCCCUCAUUGAGCAGUUGUCCACAUAUAAGCGGGUGGUUGCAGAAGAGGAGUUCAGGGAGAAGCAGCUGUCUGCUCUUAGGGUGGACGUCUGCAGCACAGAGGCUCUGAAGAGACUUAAAGACAAAGCAGGAGGGAACAAGUUUGCAAAGGACUUUGAGGAUGGAAGUUUGAAGUUGCAGGAGUUUGUCAGCUUCCUUGACAAAGAGAUGAAAACAGGGCCUCCCCUGCUGGAAGCUUUGGGAAAUGCAGACAUUUUCUACGAGAUGCAGUAUAAGGAGGUUAAGAUUGUGGCCAAUGCGUACAAUGCAUUCGCCAACCGUGUGGCCAGUCUUAAAAGGAAAUUGGAUUCCCUCAAGUCGACUCUACCUGGACCUGAGGACUCUCCCAUCCCCUCCCCCUCCGAAGACGCCCCAUCUCCCACUGGCUCUGAUUCCCCAUUCCUCGGACUGGGGCCUAGCAGAGCACAGGUGGAUCCAGAGCUGGAUGGCAAGGCCAUGGAUGAUGGAGAACUACCAAGUGACAACAGAGACAUGGAGGACAUGGACAUGUCUGAUGAAGAGGCUGAUGCUGUCACAGCAGGGGCAGGUGAGAAGAACGACAAGGGGAAUGCUGCUGUUGCCAAGGCUACAAAGUCAGACGCAGCAUUAAAAUCUCCGACCACACCGACUAAAGCUUCGAAGGCCAACAAUAUUGCUGCUGCCACGGCAACUCCAGUGACUCCUACCUCUGCUCCAGCAACCCCUCUGGGAGUCAAUCUGGAGAAGGUGGAUCUUGGAAAGAUCAGCUCCAUUCUUAGCUCGCUCACUUCUGCCAUGAAAAAUACAGCAGCCAGCCCUGCUCGGCCGUCUCCUGCAACACCCACCACUCCCUCUGGCCAGUCAGUGACGCCCUCCAGCCCUGCACUGGCCAGCAUUCUGUCACGAGUGGACAUCACACCUGAAGGCAUUCUCAAUGCUCUGUCCAAAACAAACACGCCUGGUUUAUCCUCCCUUCUGCAAAGUGUGACAAACACUGCCUCGGCUCCUCCCACCCGAACCUCCCCAGAAUCAUCAGCAGUAAAAACUCUGCUCAGCCCAACCACCCCCAAACUUAAACCCAGCCCAGGGAACAGCUUCAAACGAGACACACCAGGCAGAACCAGAGAUUGGGGGAAAGAUAGACAGCUGUCCCCUCCUCCUCCACCCCCUCCUCGCCCCUCUGUCCCCUCUGUCUCUCCCCCCAGUCUAGAAUCAAAAAUCAAUAGUUUCUUGCAGGGUAAUCCAGGCUUUAGUCUCGCGCUGGGUGAUGUCAGUCCUGAUGGGGUUGAUGGAACCCCGGUGAGAGACGAGGCUGCCUGUACCCCCACCCAGGAUGAGAUCAUGGACACGCCUGGGAGUGUGUCAGAAUCUCUAGGGUCAUCUGGAGGUCAUACCCUCUCACCGACGGCGUACCGUGGCGAACCCUGGGACGCUGUGAUCACCCCUUCAGGAAGCAACAGCAACGGGGACUUUGUUAGCUCCUCCUCCUCAUCUCGGUACGGAGCCGGGAAGAAGAGCGGAUCAAAAUUAGAUGAAGUGAAAAAGCCGGUCUCCUCUUCUCCUAGUUAUGACAUAAAGGGUAAAAAAGAUGGACAGCACAGCCAGCUAAGGAUCAUGGGAAACAACAGAGGGAUUGGAGAAAGGAGGCUCUCUGCAGGCUCUCGUAAAACGAGCACCGGCUCAGACGACAGUGGUCUGAGUGGAAAGCGAGAGGACAAAGGAAAAGGCCUAGGCUCUCCUGGCCCUGGUGAGAAGGAAGGCCAGUAUCAUCGUAUCGAGACACUAGUCUCACCCUGCACUGAAGGGGCACCUAUCCAGACUCUAGGCUACUCCAACCGCCCACUCGCUGGAGAGCGCAUCAAGACAGUUGAGAGCAUCCGCAUGUUUGGCAGAGGGUCUCGGAGAGGGGGAGGAGCCGUCAGUCGGCCAGGGGGAGCAAUGUGGUACGAGGAGGAGGAAUACAUGGAAGCUCAGCCUCCCUCACCCCACGCUGCCCCCCCGCCUCUCAAUAUUGUCCAGGGUGGCGCCGAGGACAUGACCCCCAACAUGCCGCUUCCUCCACCACAUCUCCUUCUUGCACAUCUCCACCCUCCUCCGUCCCAUCCUCAUUCUCAUCCUCCUCCACCUGCUCAGUUCCAAAUGCCCUUCCAUGCAGAUAACAUGCAGAAUCCUCCUCCAUCCCUCCUCCACCAGCAUCCUCCUCCCGCAUCCCCUUUCUUCAACGCUCCUCCACCUAUUCCCCGACCCCCUCCGCCUCCCAUGCUGCAGCGCAUAUCCCCUCCACCUAUCCAUCCCGCUGUUCCCUCUGUUGUCAUGGUUGGGGGAGUGUUGGUCCCUGUCGAUCGCUCCCUAACUCUUCCUCUCCCUGUCAGACCUGAAGGUGCAGAGCGAGGCGGGCUGGGGCCCAGAGGAGGCAAAUUAGGCCCUCAGCCCCUCAUGUCAUCACUGCUGGGUGAGCCGCCUAAGCUGCUCCGCCCUGGCACAGUUAAAGAGCCUUAUGCCAACCGACAUGCCCCCCCUCCCCUCCGACUAGGUAACCCUGGUGUUCCUCUCCCAUUACUGGGCAGAGUGAAGGAGCCUUUAAAUCUACCUCUUCCUCCACCUUCCCCCUCCCCCACAUCCUCCACAACCUCUCCCUCCACGCCAAACUCCCCUGCGGUCGAUACAGCCCCUUCUCUCCACAAGCCCCCUGCUAGUCCUCCAGCUAUGUCCCGCAAUCAAACCCCUAACCCCGUUCCCCUCCUCAACCUUCCCACUACCCGACCCCCAAUGCUUUCAGUCCCCAUCCCACAGAGACCUCUGCUGCGAGGCCGAAACCCCCCUCAGCAUCGUUACCAAGAUCACCCCAUAGGGGGGUUUCGCAGGGGCAAGCGGGCCGGUCCUCCCUUUACAGGUGGUCCCUUCCAUGCACAGAAGAGACCUUUUCUACCCCCACGCUACUGAAGCGGUCGUCUAUGACAGGCUGAACGAGAAGUUCAAACAACAGCGCUGAAGUGCAGAAUGUGUGUUAGCCCUGCUGGUAUGAACCCAGAUAUCUUUACUCUGUCAAAUAGCUUGAAUUAAAACUACCUUAGGCUGUGUGUAAAUAGCUUAUUAAAACGUCAUGCUACAGCUAGCCAGCCAGCCAGUCAUCCUACACUGUACAGUACAGCUGUGAGGUUAUCAGUUACAUAGUACAGUGUUAUGUAACAAACCUCAGUCUAUCUCUUUUUUUUUUUUCCUUCUCUGCAUACACAGUAGAUUAGUGUCAUCAGGUCUCAAUAAAGUUACAUCAUCAGAAGACAGUAACAGCAGAAAUGAAACAAUAUUUUAUUAAGAGUUUGCCGACUUUUAAUGAGUGAUUGUUGGGAUUCCUAACUUUAAAGAGAGGCAUAGAAAAUAAAAGGAGCAGUUUGAUAUUUUAGGAAAUGAUUUUGUUUAGUUUCUUAAUGCGAGUAACAGAAGAUCAAUAGAACCCUGAUAUCUUUACCCUAAAUAUCCAACACAAACCAGAGCUGAAUAGCUUCACUUAACAUAAAGACUGUAAAUAGAAAAACAAGUCUGCAAAAGGUUAAAAUACAAACCUUACACUUCUCAACAUCAUUAAUUAAUAAUAUAAUUUUCACAGCUUUAUUUCAUACAAAAGUGAAAGUAUUGAAAUAACACAAGAAGUUUUAGAAGGCUGCAAUGACUUAUUGAGUCUAAGCUGUUGGCUGGAUAUCAUCACAGCAGCAACGUGAUCCUGGAUCACCGCUUGCAGCUUCAGGUUUCUUUUGUUACAUGUUUAGAGAUCCAGGCUAGAUGUCUGCCCUAUUUCCAGUGUUUAUGCUAAGCUAAUCCCCAAAAUCAAAUUUUAAAGACCUAUAAAGCCAAUAAUGGUAUUUCCCAAAACAUCAAACUAUACCUGUAAAAACAAAAAAAUAAUGUUAUCGUAAAGUAGGUUCCAAAAUAAGCUCUUCUUCCAUGAGUGUCUGGGUGUGUGCCGUGUGUCCUACAAUUGUAUUUCACAUUUUCAAGUGACGAGAUUUGUGUUGCAGCUUAGGUUAACACUUGUUUUUAUUUCCAGAAUACCUGCUGUAAAUAGUGUUCUUCUCUUGCUCAACCUUUCCACCUUCUAUCUCUUCCACAGUAUAUCUCUUUAGCUUGUAAAUAUAAAAAACUGAGAUGAUGCAGCGUUUUCUCUUCAAGCUCUUGUGUCUGUUAAUGAGGACUUUGAUCCGCACUCACGCACCCCAUAUUUACUGUGAUCGAGGCCUUGGAUAAGCUUUAGCCCCAGGAGCAUUUCUCUGCAGUUUCUGUCGCGCCUGCAGAAGAAGCGGGAGAAGAUAAUUGUAUAUUUUUAUUUUCAACAUAAAUGUUUUCCUGUGCGCACUUCAAGUUAGACUGAGUCAUGAAGAUACUCAGUAGUGGGUGGCGGGUGGGGGGGGAAUAUUCAAGCUUGACCUACGCUCACACUAGGCUUCAAAGUGUACUGACUUGAAUAAAAUCCAGAGUUUCAAUUCAACUGGGGGGGAGGUAUUUUAUUUGGUCAUUAUUUAUGACUUGGAUUGCGCUGUUGUAAUUUAUUUGCGCUGUUCAGUUUUUUUAUUUCUGCCUUUUUUUUCAUAGAAAUAGUUUUCGUAUAGUAACACAGCUGCUGCCAUUCAUAUUGCAUUAACAUUAAAAUACUUUUAUAUGUAUAGCUGUACUUUUGUGCCAGAUUUAAUUGGCCAUUUUCACUUUGCAGCUCUCAUAUAUGGUAUCAAAGGGGCAAAAACAUUGGCGCUAAUAAGAACUGUUUUGAUAGUGGUUCAUUUAGAUAAUAUUGCUAUUUUGGCCCCUUCCUUUCUUUUGUUUCUUUGCUAUUUUCAUCCUUUUGCCCUCAAGCCCCUGUGCUCACCUUCUGCUCACAUGGAGAGUGGUUUGUCUCUGACCUAAAAGUACAGCUCAUCAAGAUUCACUGAACACCUGCAAAUGUAUCUCCAUGACGUUUGUGCACACAUGCAUUGUAAAAAUAUAACGAGGAGCAUGUUUGUUACUACGGUCUUAGCACAUCAUCAGAGUCCUGAUGUUAUACUGAAUAUCAUACAAUUCUGCCACCAGCCUCUGUAAACUGUACAUUAAUUAUGUGCAAAACAGCUAAGCACCAUCUCUAAUCUCUACAGAGUGAAAGCUAUAUUCAUUUUUUAAGCACAGGUUCCUCCUGCUCACCAAGUAAUUAUCAAGUUCACCAUUUUAAUUGUUCAUGUACAUAACUUUUUUUUAGUUUUUCUUGACAUUUCUAAUCGUCUGUGUACAUUUGAUAGGUUGAAUUGCUCUACUGCUUUUCUCUUCAGUGAUGCUUUAUCACUGGUGUUUGAGUGUCCAAUCCUUUUUCUGGGUUGACGAACAUGCACACACUCUUAAAAUCACGUUCAAUAUGCAUACACAAAGAGGCAAGAUACAUCCAGUCUUUUCUUUUUGUUUAAAGCAAAAACUAAAACGGACAAAUCAAAAGGAUGUAAUUUAUGGACAUGAGUCUCUUUACCUGACAUAUUAGGUAUGGUUAUCAUUUUAUUAUUGCACCAAUGACUCUAAGCAGCUGGUGUGCUGUUGUUAUUUAACAAGGGGAUUUGCUCGUUUCUAUCACUUUUCACUUCUAGCAGAGACCCUCAACUUAUCCCUUUCUCGACCUCUUCUUUUACAUUAACGCUUCUUAACAUUUUGUACACGACAGUGUGCAUUUUAAAUAAUGUACAGACCACAUUUGAAGCACCCACUUAACACAUUGUGACACAGACUGACCCAGUUCCAGUGGACCAGCUAUGACCUCACACAUGCUAACCAAUGGCUGUACAGUUAAUUGCCAUUUGCUUACAAAGCUGUGUAUUUCCGUUAGUACAUUGUAAAGAUGACCUUAAUGCUUUAAUGUUGUGCCACCAUCUUUACUGCUCCACUGAACAUUUAAAGGGGAAUGUUUAACUGUGGCCUUUGCCAUUAUUCUAUUUUUUUUUAAAUCUUCUUUAGUAUGCUCACAUUUGGAAGAAGUGCAAAAUGUUAAAGGUUGUUCAAAGUAAAGUUAAGCUUUUUUCUUUGCAGACAUGCACUGUGAACAUUGUUAAGUGAGAAGGCAAUUACUUUAGCUGGUCCCAUAUUCUUCAUUACAUGCAGGGUUUCUAAUUCAUUGAGUCACAAAACUGAAAAUGCCAGUUUCGCCUAUCCAGUGACGUCACUUGUCGAUAAGGAAACGAAAACGUAUUAAAAAAAAAUGGACUUGGCAACUCACUUUUAUGAUGAGAUGCUUUAACUCCCUUUCAAGAUUAAUUUGUUUUCUGUAUGUAGAUGGACGAUAUUCUUUCCAAAGUUGCUGUAUCUCCCCCAAGUGGCCAUUUGGCUGAACUUCACCUCUUUAGGUCUGAGACGCACAAGUCUCCAUCACUCAUGUUUCCACAUACCGACCUGCUGUUGGCGUAUUCUUAUGAGACAGAUUACAACCUAAACAUUUAAGUUCCCCCUCGUAACAUUAAAUACCAUACUUUAAAACAUG
Molecule: messenger RNA, 7154 nt
Organism: Labrus bergylta (ballan wrasse)
Lineage: Eukaryota; Metazoa; Chordata; Actinopteri; Labriformes; Labridae
Source: RefSeq, a predicted model, not a curated record